Sinocyclocheilus grahami is the source of this 1527-nucleotide messenger RNA. RefSeq names its product polypeptide N-acetylgalactosaminyltransferase 16-like. NCBI's taxonomy places the organism in Eukaryota, Metazoa, Chordata, Actinopteri, Cypriniformes, Cyprinidae. The transcript is spliced from 12 exons. Bases 4 to 1218 code for a protein of 404 amino acids. The record is from RefSeq and is a predicted model, not a curated record. Gene Ontology annotation, molecular function: polypeptide N-acetylgalactosaminyltransferase activity. Gene Ontology annotation, cellular component: Golgi apparatus. Gene Ontology annotation, biological process: protein O-linked glycosylation.
CUGAUGAGAAGUCCUCCUCACUUGAUACAGGAAAUUAUUCUUGUGGACGACUUCAGCUCUGACCCUGAAGACUGUCGACUUCUCUCUCAGAUCCCAAAGGUGCGCUGUCUGAGAAAUGAGCGCCGGGAAGGUCUGAUCCGGUCUCGUGUCAGAGGGGCGUCUGCGGCCUCGGCCUCCAUCCUCACCUUCCUGGACAGUCACUGUGAGGUCAACACAGACUGGCUGCAGCCCAUGAUCCUGAGAGUCAAAGAGGAUCAUACACGUGUGGUCAGUCCCAUCAUUGAUGUGAUCAGUCUGGAUAAUUUCGCCUACCUGGCCGCUUCUGCUGACCUGAGAGGAGGUUUCGACUGGAGUUUACACUUCAAAUGGGAGCAGAUUCCUAUAGAACAGAAAAUGGCAAGAAACGACCCAACACAACCAAUCAGGACUCCUGUGAUUGCUGGAGGAAUCUUUGUCAUGGAUAAAGGCUGGUUUAAUCACCUGGGCCAGUAUGACACUCACAUGGACAUCUGGGGUGGUGAGAACUUUGAGCUGUCGUUCAGAGUGUGGAUGUGUGGCGGCAGUCUUGAGAUCCUGCCCUGCAGUCGCGUGGGCCACGUCUUCCGGAAACGCCAUCCUUAUGACUUCCCAGAGGGCAACGCACUCACCUACAUCAAGAACUCGCGGAGAGCUGCUGAGGUCUGGAUGGAUGAGUAUAAACAGUAUUACUACGCCGCAAGACCAUCAGCGCAGGGCAAGGCCUUCGGGAGUAUUGCAGAUCGGCUUGCUUUAAGACGGAAGUUGAAGUGUAACUCUUUCCGCUGGUAUCUUGAGAAUGUGUAUCCUGAACUCAAAAUCCCCGAGCAGGAAGCGGCGUACAGUCUCCUGAAGCAGGGCGGCCUGUGUCUGGAGAGUCACGGCACAGACAGUCUGGGUCUGGCAGAGUGUAAGACCACACCGAGCAUCCCUGCCUCACAGAAGUGGACUCUGAUUGAACCACAGAUCCGUCAGCAUGACCUGUGUCUGGCUAUCACAGCUUUCCCUGCAGGGUCAAAGGUCAGACUGGAGCCCUGCAACAUCAAAGAGUCCAGACAGAAAUGGAAGCCCAGAGGUCCAGCGCUGCAGCACAUGAUCAGCGGCUUGUGUCUGGAUAGCCAGCCUCCUUCAGGCCCGCCGCUCAUCGCACAGUGCCGCCCCCAGGUGGCCAGCCAAUCCUGGGAGCCGCAGCUGGUCACCUGACUCUGAGAGCUGGCAGGGAAGGCGGGGAAAGGGGAGGAGUUUAGUCAGGUUGCUGAGCUCAAGGUGCUGUAGGAGCCAGAGGAAAACAUUUGCACACUGUUUUAGUUGAAGGUGCUGCUCUCAAACCAAUCGAACAUGACCCUAUCCAAAACAUCUGACCUCAUAUCCUUAGUGUGGAAUAGCUAGAGAGGGAGAAGCGACAUUUCGCCUGCCAAAUCGAAGCCUGAACACGUUUUCGGACAAGGCCAUGGAGCUCACACGGCAUGGUGACAGGAGUGCUUUGCUGAAUGUUGUGUUAAGGACUCAAAA